CACAACCACACACAAAGCACAGCAGGUGUGCAACACUAGCUGCAAGCACAAGAAGUAGGCAGCAAUGGCGAGGCAUCGCCUCCUCGCCAUGAUCCUCAUUGGGGUAGUUGCAGCCUCCACUCUCAACCAAGCUGCCGCGGCUGACCGAGGCCUUCCUGCUGUCGAAAUUUUUGCAGAGAUAGAGCCAAAGCCAGAACCCAAACCAGAGCCAAUGUCCAAACCUACACCACAACCAGAGCCAGAGCCCUGCAAACCUGAACCGAUGCCGAAACCAAAGCCUGAAGAAAAGCCUGGAGAGAAGCCCGAACCAGAACCCAAGCCCAAGCCAAUGCCAAAACCAAAGCCUGAGCCCUGCUCCAAACCAAAGCCAGAUCCUAAGCCCGAGCCGAUGCCGAAACCCGAACCAAAGCCGGAGCCCGAGCCUAAACCUGAACCACCUCCGAAGUGCAAACCACCGGCAGCUCACGACUGAUGGGAUACUUAUAUAUGAGAGUUGAUGGAGGAGGAGACCCCGUACCAAGCCCCACUGUGCUAUUUCUAGAAUAAGUGGUGUAGUAGUAUUCCCUGUAUUCCAUUUCAUUCUAUUUUUCCAUAUACGCGUGAUGAGUACUAGUACUCUGUAAUUACUAGUAUUUGCUUGUUGGUAUAUGUUCAUCUACUUUGUAUGGGA
Messenger RNA from Hordeum vulgare subsp. vulgare (domesticated barley), 670 nucleotides. Its product is annotated as protein TsetseEP-like. The record is from RefSeq and is a predicted model, not a curated record. Lineage: Eukaryota; Viridiplantae; Streptophyta; Magnoliopsida; Poales; Poaceae. Bases 65 to 472 code for a protein of 135 amino acids. The transcript has a single exon.